UGCCCUCGAAGUGGAUAUAACGACGUGCUUCUAAUACCUGAAGGUGCCACAAGCAUUGUGAUUUAUGAAGUAAGGGAGUCAAACAACUACCUCGCUAUCAGAAGCAAGAUCAAGGACAAAUAUUAUUUAAACGGCGGAUACCGCAUCGACUUUCCGAGGAGUAUUGUGAUAGCUGGUACCCUGUGGCACUACGAGCGUUCGCCCCAAGGGUUUGCUGCGCCAGAUAAGCUGACUACUCUCGGUCCCACCACAGAACCCUUGUAUUUAUCACUGCUCCUCGUUGAUGACAAUGUGGGUGUUCAGUAUGAGUACAGCUUGCCGACCGCCUUGGCUCCCCGUCCGCAUCAGCAAUACAACUGGGUUCAUGGUGAAUUCACACCCUGCAGUGCUUCGUGUGGUGGAGGUUUUCAAACACGCAAUGUGAGCUGUCGGUCGCGUGAUGAACUAGAUGAAGUAAAAGAUAACCUGUGUGAUGAAGGUCUUAAGCCACCUACCAACCAGAGUUGCAACACGGAGGUGUGCCCAGCGCACUGGGUGGAGGGACCUUGGAGUAACUGCUCGAAGCCUUGUGGAGAAGAUGGAACCAGAUCGCGGCAGGUUCGCUGUGAGCAGGUCAUCAGUAAUGGACAUUCCUCAAUAGUCGAUGAUAAGGAAUGCAUCGAGCUCCACGGACGAAAACCGGCUCGAUUCGAGGAAUGUAACAAGAACGCAACCUGUCCAACUUGGUUCAAGGGACCAUGGAAAGCUUGUGACAAGCUUUGUGGUGGGGGUAAGCAAAUCCGGCAAGUGGUCUGUCAUCGGCGAGUCAACGGUCGAGUGGAGGUGUUUGGAGACGAGGAGUGUCCUGAGGAGAAGCCACCUGCAGAACAGCCCUGUAUCCUGCAUCUUUGUGUUGCAGUGGAUUGGGUGCUCAGUAAUUGGACGGGGUGUGAUACAUGUUCAUCUAAAAACAGAACUAGGGUAGCCCAAUGCGUGACUGAAAACCGCCAAGUGGUUGAUCCAAGCAUGUGCAGUUAUCAUCAAAUGCCAGUUUUGGAAGAGCCGUGCGAUAAAGACAAAUUACCUGAUUGCGAAGUACAAUGGUACGCGACCCAGUGGAGCAAAUGUACAAAGGUAUGCGGCGGCGGUGAACAGAAACGAGCAAUUAUGUGUCUUCGCGGUAACAAGGAGUCUAAAGACUGUGCUGAAGAUUCCAUUCCUGAGAACUGGCGAUCAUGUAAUGAACAGCCCUGUGAUGAAGACCAAAUGCUACCAUUGAAUACUAAGUCUACACCCAUUAUGGAUGAUGAUUACAUUCUCGGGGAAUGUAUUGAGUACGAAAAGGACUACGAAGAAGAAGGAGCCGAAGUUAUUGAUGACACUCUUCCCAGUAAUGAGCUCGACGUCAUGUUUAGUGAUAGCCCAGUUCUAGAAGGCUCUGGUGGCUGGACCGCUUUCACUGAAAUUGAAUCAGAAUUUACUACUGAAGAAGGCUCUGGUGCAGAUAUAAGUGUAACGGAGGUAAUGGUAACUCUUAGCGAAUUCACAACAGAUACUAAAACAGAUGAAUCUACUGAUAUCACUAUAGCAUCGACAACUUUAACAAAUACCAAUAAACCUUCUGAACACACUACAGAAACCGAAACAAACACCGACGAAACUACCGAAAGUACUGAAGAAUCCACAACUGUAACAAACACAAACAAUAAUGCUGAAAGCACUAUUUAUUCAUCAACUACUGACAUUGCAACUAAGAGUACGAUUGAUUCCACCACUGGAACAAAUAUUGUACAAUAUAGUGAAAGUACGACCGGAACAAAUACAGAUAAUGUAACAGAAAUUAAUUUAGAUUCAACAACUGAAACAAUUACUGAUGAAUCUACUGAAAGUAGUGUAGAACCCACAACUGGAACAAAUAUUGAAAUUACUAUAGUUUCAACAACUGAAACAAAUACUGAUGAAUUUUCUGAUAGUACUGUAGAAACAACUACAGAUACUGCUACUGAUACUACUUUAGAAUCUACGACUACAACAAAUAAUGACAAUGGAACUGAAAGUACUAUAGAUUCAACAACUGAAACUAAUACUGAUGAAACAACUGAAAGUACUGUAGAAACAACAACAGAUAAUACUACUGAAAUAAGUAUAGAAUCUACCACCGGAACUAACAAUGACAAUGAAACUGAAAGUACUAUAGAUUCGACUACAGCAACAAAUACUGGCGAAUCCUUCGAAAGUACCAUAGAAUCUACAACUGGUACAAAUACUGACGAAUCUUAUGAAAGUACUAUAGAAUCUACAACAGGAACAAAUGGAGAAAAUGCUUCUGAAAGUACUUUCGAAUCGACGACAGGAACAAAUACUGACAAUGGAACUGAAAGUACAAUAGAAUCCACUACUUAAACGAGUACAGAUAGUACUAUUGAUAGUACUAUUAAAUUCACAACUGGAGCAAAUACCGACGAUGAAACUGAAAGCAGUUUAGACAGCACAACUGGAACAAAUACUGACAAAUCAUCUCAAAGUACUGUAGAAUCUACAACAGACAGCUCUACUGAAACAACUAUAGAAUCUACAACGGGAAUGAAUACGGAUGAAUCUACAAGUGGCACAACUGAUGUAGGUCUUCAGACUGGUAGCACAGAAAUAGGAACAGAAAUAGUCUCGACAACAGAUGCUGGGUUCAGUUCGACUGAAAGCUCUACUAUAACAGAAGCUGAAACAACACAGACUGGAACCAGUGAAUAUGCUGAAACAUCUUCCACCGAAUCUAACGAACCAACAUCAUUAACGCAAGAAAGUACUACUGAAGCUCAAUUGGACUGGAAAUCAACUGUGGAAGUAUACACUCAACGGCAGAAAUGUAAGAUUAGGCGUAAGAUCGCUAAAUGCACGGAUAUUCGGAUAUAUCCGUACGGAUGCUGUCCUGACAAACGAACACCUGCGAAGGGGCCUUUCGAUCUAGGUUGUAAGAACAUUACGACGUGCGCUGACACAAAGUACGGUUGCUGUCCCGACGGUGUAUCACCAGCUCUGGAUGAUAAAGGAGCGGGCUGUCCUGUCACACCCUGUAACGAGACGCUCUACGGCUGCUGCAAGUCUGACAACAUUACUGUUGCUACUGGAAAUGAUGAUGAAGGAUGUCCCGUAAUACCAGCCUGCAAGACUACAGAAUUUGGCUGUUGCGAAAAUGAGACCAUUUCCGCUUCAGGACCUAACAAGCAAGGAUGUCCUGAAACAGAAGUAACAACGACAGAAGGUACUACAGAGUAUUCAGAGAGUUCCACCACAUCGACAGAAACCCUUACAACAGACAGUUCGACAAGCUUCACAGACCUAGAAGCCGAGACUACAACAGUGGUCUACACCGAAAGUACAACAGACAUACAGCAGCGACUGGAUAUAACUAUGAAGGCUGUGGCUGCCACACGUAUCAAUUCGGGUGCUGUCCUGACGGUGUGACGAUAUCCAGUGGCCCCGGUCUCGCGGGCUGUCUCUGCCAGCAUUCUCCAUUCAAAUGUUGUGGUGAUGAAGUCACAGCGGCUACUGGACCGGAUGGAGCAGGAUGUAACUGCGCGAACAGUAAAUAUGGCUGUUGUCCUGAUGGAACUACUGCUGCAGCAGGGCCGAAAUUCCUGAACUGUACAAAUAUACCGAUAAAUAGACAAGAGGCUUGUAGUCUGCCGAAGGACAGCGGCGAGUAUAACACUAACGUCAUAGACCGUGCAGUCGUCACAACUAAGAAGUGGUACUA
Leptidea sinapis is the source of this 3733-nucleotide messenger RNA. Its product is annotated as papilin-like. The annotation marks the transcript as partial. Lineage: Eukaryota; Metazoa; Arthropoda; Insecta; Lepidoptera; Pieridae. The record is from RefSeq and is a predicted model, not a curated record. Gene Ontology annotation, molecular function: metalloendopeptidase activity. The transcript has 22 exons. Gene Ontology annotation, biological process: extracellular matrix organization. Gene Ontology annotation, cellular component: extracellular matrix.